AUGCGAAGCCUCUCACGGCGUCCUCUACACGAGCUGUCCCCCAACCGCAUCUGCCGCACCUGCAAUCUUCCCCGGCGCCACUUCUCAAGCUCUCUCCCAUCACCGCCUCGUCCGCCAGCCUCGGGCAUCGCGCCCCUCGCCUCGAGACAGCUGCUCUCCGUGACCGGCCCCGACGCCGCCAAGUUCCUGCAGGGCAUCAUCACCGCAAACGUCGUCUCGAGCAAGGGCGAGCCCCGGACGGAUCCCUUCUACACGGCGUUUCUCAACGCGACGGGGCGGGUGCUGCACGAUGUCUUCAUCUAUCCGGUCCGAGGCUGCGCGCCGGGCGGCUCGGCGCAGGCGGCGGGAGACGACGGCUUCUUGGUCGAGGUAGAUGCGGCGCAGAUCAACGCGCUGCUGAAGUACAUCAAGCGCUACAAGCUGCGAGCAAAAGUCGCCUUCCGAGCCAUCGACCCGGCCGAGAUGUCCGUGUGGCACGCAUGGAACGACACGCCCAACUCGACAACCCUCGACAUGCCCGCGGCCGACCCGUCAAGAAUCGUCUUCCGAGACCCUCGCGCCCCCGGGCUAGGCCACCGCAUCAUCCAGCUCGCGGGCCACAAGCCGCCCGAAGUCGACGUCGAGCGCGCCACGGAAGACGCCUACACGAUCCGCCGGUACCUCCACGGCGUGCCCGAGGGCCAGGACGAGAUCCUGCGCGAGCAGGCCCUGCCGCUCGAGAGCAACAUGGAGCACAUGAACGGCAUCGACUUCCACAAGGGCUGCUACGUCGGCCAGGAGCUCACCAUCCGCACCAAGCACCGCGGCGUUGUGCGCAAGCGCAUCCUGCCCUGCGCCAUCUACGACCGCGCCAAGGCGGCGCCCCCGAGCCUCGUCUACGACCCGGACCCGGACCCGGAGGCCGGGGGCAGCCCCGAGGCCCUGACCGCCGACAUGAUCCCCGCCGAGACCAGCAUCGGGCGGUCCGGCAAGCGCGGCCGCAGCGCCGGCAAGUGGCUCCGCGGCGUGGGCAACAUCGGGCUGGGGCUGUGCCGCCUCGAGAUCAUGACGGACGUGGUGCUGCCGGGGGAGCAGGCGGCCGCGACGUUUCGCGACGGCGACGAGUUUGAGCUGGAGUGGGGGGAGGAGGACAACAAGAGCGGCGUCAAGGUCAAGGCGUUUGUGCCCGAGUGGCUGAGGCGGAGCAUAGACGGACAGCAGCGAUGA
Messenger RNA from Trichoderma reesei QM6a, 1206 nucleotides. RefSeq lists its product as uncharacterized. The coding region runs from base 1 to 1206 and encodes 401 amino acids. The record is from RefSeq and is a predicted model, not a curated record. Gene Ontology annotation, cellular component: mitochondrial matrix. Gene Ontology annotation, molecular function: protein binding. The transcript has a single exon. NCBI's taxonomy places the organism in Eukaryota, Fungi, Ascomycota, Sordariomycetes, Hypocreales, Hypocreaceae.